UGUUUUGAAUAAAAAGUAAAAAAAAAAAAAAAACCAACAUUUUCACUUUUGACUUUUUCACAACAGAAAAAGAUUCUUCUCUGUUUCCCAUUCUGUGUGUGAAAGAAAGAAGGCUACAUGAUAAAUUAAUGUUGCUCUUCUCAUGAAGCACUGAUCCAAAUGGGAGGUGGGGGGCGGCUCAGUUCUCACGCCAGCGGUGGUGACGGCCAUCAUGCAGCCAAGAAUCUCAUGGCGGAGAGGCGUCGCCGCGAGAAACUCAGUGGACGGCUUCUCGAACUCCGAUCAUUAGUCCCAAUUAUCACAAACAUGAACAAAGCAAGCAUAAUCACGGACGCAAUAACAUAUAUCAAGGAGUUGCAGAGGCACGCAGGGGAUCUCAGCGAUCAGCUUCUUGUUGCUGAUGAUGAUCGUGAAUCGGGAACCAAUACCAUCAUUUGUGAUGCUAAAGUACUACAAAAACAGAACAAGACAUUAACCGCCAUAUCUAAAGAUGCGGAACUGCAGUCGGAGGUGACAGUGGCUGAACUUGAAGGGAACAAGGUGUGGGUAAAGUUGGUGCAAAAGAAGGAAACUACAGGUUGCUUUUAUAAAUUGAUGGAUGCCAUUACCAUGGUUGCUCAUGGCUUCAACUUUUCAGACAUAACCAUGACUACCUGCCGAGGAACCAUGCUUUUUACUUGCUGUUUAAUUCCACAAGAAGGAGGACAACAACACACAAUUGACAUCCCAAAGAUUAGAGAUUUCUUGCAGGGGAUCAUUAAUCAAAACAAUUAA
Messenger RNA from Impatiens glandulifera, 774 nucleotides. Its product is annotated as transcription factor DYT1-like. The record is from RefSeq and is a predicted model, not a curated record. NCBI's taxonomy places the organism in Eukaryota, Viridiplantae, Streptophyta, Magnoliopsida, Ericales, Balsaminaceae. Gene Ontology annotation, biological process: regulation of DNA-templated transcription. Bases 160 to 774 code for a protein of 204 amino acids. Gene Ontology annotation, cellular component: nucleus. The transcript is spliced from 2 exons. Gene Ontology annotation, molecular function: protein dimerization activity; sequence-specific DNA binding; DNA-binding transcription factor activity.